UUUGAUUUGUGGGAUCACAAACUUCACCAUGCCGACACACAGAAAAGACUAAAUGAGUGAUCUGCUCGUGCGCGUGAGUGGUCAAAGAAGGAUCUGGCUAAUUUCUCUUUAGGUCUGGAAAAGUUGGCUGGUGAAGAACACAUCAUACACCAAGGGAAAAGCAUUUGCACUCGGCAUUCAUGCACAGCCAAGCUCAAACGUGACACUUUAGAAGACAUGCAUAAAGGGAAAGUUCUUUUUGUAGUGGACUAAGUAAGCUCAGGGAAUUGCAUCACCUGAAGAGAAAUCACAGCACACGACUUAUGCACACUUAGUCUCAGAAACCAUAAAGUCCGUGGACGUUCGGAGGGGAAAUAAAUACCGAAAAAAACACACUUACAAGAAGCGUAAAGACACUGAGGUGAGGCUGGAGACAGCAAGAAUGGACCUGUUCAGAAAGCUGUGGGUGGCCAGGAAGCUGAUUCUUGUGGUCAUGAUCCCACUGUCCCUACUGCCGCUGCCUCUCAUCCAUCCAAGCAGUGAGUCCUCCUGUGCCUAUGUGCUGAUUGUGACAGCGGUGUACUGGGUGUCAGAGGCGGUGCCACUGGGGGCUGCAGCGCUGGUGCCAGCGUUCUUAUACCCGCUCUUUGGGGUUCUCAAAUCAAGUGAGGUAGCCUCAGAAUACUUUAAGGACACCACGCUGCUGCUGAUGGGAGUUAUCUGCCUGGCUGCUUCUAUAGAGAAGUGGAACCUGCACAAACGCAUCGCUCUGCGUAUGGUUAUGAUAGCGGGAGCCAAACCUGGAAUGCUGGUGUUAGGGUUCAUGUGCUGCACUGUUUUCCUGUCUAUGUGGCUGAGUAACACCUCCACCACGGCCAUGGUGAUGCCUAUUGCUGAGGCCGUGCUGCAGCAGCUCAUCUACACUGGCAUCGCUGACUCUCACGAUGAUUCGGAUACUGUGGAAACACAGGAGGAUGAAAACGAUAAAGAGAAGAACCUGGGCAAGAACCACCUUGAGCUUUCAGACUGCAACAACAGUUGUUCGAAACCAGAGCUUUGCACAGUCACUGAGGAAGCUAAUGGUGUUGCAGUGAAGCCAACUCAGGGGGCAGACUUUCCAAAGCUGACUAAUGGAUAUCUACCAGAGGUUUCAGUCGAUGUCCCUGUGCCAAAGAAACCCAAAAUCCGGAGGGACUCCAUGUACCCGACCAAGAAGGACCACAUGAUCUGCAAGUGUCUGUCUCUGAGCAUCACGUACGCGGCUACCAUUGGAGGCCUCAUCACCAUCACCGGCACCUCCACCAAUCUGAUUUUUGCAGAGCAGUUUAACAAUCGAUACCCAGAUGCCAAAGUCAUCAAUUUUGGAACAUGGUUCAUCUUCAGCUUGCCUAUUGCUCUCAUUAUGUUGGUCUUAACUUGGCUCUGGCUCCACUUCCUGUUCCUUGGAUGCAAUUUCAGGGAAACGUGUUCUUGGAGUAAGAAACGUAAAACCAAGCGGGAGAUUCUCUCUGAGAAACGCAUCCAUGAAGAGUAUCAGAAGCUCGGUGCCAUAAGUUAUCCAGAAGUUGUGACAGGAGUCUUCUUCAUUCUCAUGACCUUGCUGUGGUUCACGAGAGAACCGGGAUUUGUUCCUGGCUGGACUUCCCUCUUUGAGAAGAAAGGCUACAGGACCGAUGCCACAGUCUCUGUGUUGCUCGGCUUCCUCCUCUUCCUCAUCCCUGCCCGCAAGCCCUGGCCAUCUUCAUCUUCGUCUUCGAGCGCGAGCACAGUGAUUGCAUGUGAGGAGGACAAGGAGGAUGAAGAGGACCACCCCUUAGCACCCAUGAUCACGUGGAAAGACUUCUUGAGACUGAUGCCAUGGGAAAUUGUUAUACUGGUUGGAGCAGGCUAUGCGCUGGCAGCAGGGUGUAAGGUGUCAGGUUUGUCCAUGUGGAUCGGGCGUCAGCUGGAGCCAAUGAGUGGCCUGCCACCGUGGGCCGUCACGCUACUCGCUUGCUUGCUCGUGUCCGCGGUGACUGAAUUCGCCAGCAACCCUGCUACUCUCACCGUGUUCCUGCCCAUCCUGUCUGCUCUGUCAGAGACUCUACAGAUAAACCCGCUGCACACUCUCAUCCCAGCCACCAUGUGUGUAUCCUUCGGAGUCAUGCUGCCUGUAGGAAACCCGCCCAACGCCAUCGUCUUCAGUUACGGACACAUAAAAAUCAGCGACAUGGUUAAGGCUGGAUUCGGGGUGAAUCUGAUCGGAGUCAUGGUGGUCAUGCUGGCUAUAACCACGUGGGGCGUCCCGCUUUUCCAGCUGUCCGAGUUCCCUGCUUGGGCAGUCAUGAGAAAUGUCACCACCAGCUUGUAG
Molecule: messenger RNA, 2329 nt
Organism: Hemibagrus wyckioides
Lineage: Eukaryota; Metazoa; Chordata; Actinopteri; Siluriformes; Bagridae
Gene: slc13a4
Product: solute carrier family 13 member 4
Exons: 16
Coding region: 422-2329 (635 amino acids)
Biological process (GO): monoatomic anion transmembrane transport
Cellular component (GO): membrane
Molecular function (GO): transmembrane transporter activity
Source: RefSeq, a predicted model, not a curated record